Molecule: messenger RNA, 1111 nt
Organism: Cryptomeria japonica (Japanese cedar)
Lineage: Eukaryota; Viridiplantae; Streptophyta; Pinopsida; Cupressales; Cupressaceae
Product: RNA exonuclease 4-like
Exons: 7
Coding region: 1-1032 (343 amino acids)
Biological process (GO): rRNA processing
Cellular component (GO): nucleus
Molecular function (GO): 3'-5' exonuclease activity; nucleic acid binding
Source: RefSeq, a predicted model, not a curated record
AUGGACCGCGCUCAGGAGUCAACUGAAUCGCUGAGGCAUAAAUGUGCAGCAUGCUUCAGACAGUUCAACAAAGUGGAGCAUCUAGUUGAGCACAUGAAAAUUUCUUAUCAUUCUCCACAUGAACCAAUUUGUGCUAUUUGCAAAAAGCAUUGCAGAUUCUACGAUUCACUGAGGGAACAUUUGAUUGGUCCAUUACCCAAAGCUAAGUGUGCUAAACAAUUCAGUGAAAGGGGAUGCAGGCUCUGUCUAAAAGUUUUCCCCACUACAGAACAACUCAUUUAUCAUCGAGCAGCAUGUCAAUUUUCCUCGGUGAAUAAAAGAAUUCCAGCAGAAAAGGAGCAGAUUUCUGCCAUUGCACUGGAUUGUGAGAUGGUGGGUGGUGGUCAGGAUGGGUCUCUAGAUCUUUGUGCACGAGUCUGCUUGGUGAACGAGGAAGAAAAAGUGCUUUUCCAUUAUUAUGUCAAGCCUCCAAUUCCAAUCACAAAUUACAGAUAUGAUAUCACUGGCAUCAAACCAGAACAUCUCAUGGAGGCCAUGCCACUCAAGCAAGUGCAAGAAACAAUUCAGCAAAUUUUAUAUAAUGGAGAAGCAAUUUGGCGAAUUCGUUUGAAAGGGGGAAAAGCCAAGGUUCUUGUAGGACAUGGCUUAGAUCAUGACUUGCAAUGCUUAGCAAUGGAAUAUCCUACCCAUCUUAUUAGGGACACUGCUAAGUACAUUCCACUACUAAAAACUAGUAAAGCCAGCAAUUCACUCAAGUAUCUCACUCAAUCAUUUUUAGGGUAUAAGAUUCAGAAUGGGACUCGCGACCCAUAUGAAGAUUGUGUGGCAUCAAUGCGUAUUUACAAGAAAAUGAGAAAUCAGGACCAUUACCAGUCUGCUUGUCUCAGUGCAACUAAAUUUGUUAGUGAGAAUGCGGUGUAUUCAAGAAUGAAACAGAAAGACCUAGAGAAAAUGAGCCCCGAAGCUCUGCUUCAUAUUUCACAAUCUGAUUUUUACUGCUGGUGCAUUGAUUCUAGGUCACAACCAACUUGACUAGAGAAGCCACUUGAAUCUCUUUAGCUACCUUAACUGGACUUUCAUAGGAGGGAGUUUGAUGCAUUGGUUAUGUACA